GCAGCCAAUGUGUCUGACAACAUCUGAGCUCUGUUUAGUGGAGUUAAUAAAACAAUGUCGUUUGAAAACCUGAUAACAAGUCUGCAGGAGUGUGUGAUCACCGAGGAGCGAGCAGCUGAACAUGUCAGCCACACACUCAGGCUCUUUAUUGACAAACUGUCUGAAUCCUCCAGGAGUGCCGUUAAAAGAUGUAAGGAGCGCUGUUUGGAGGAGGCUGUCCAGCUGCUGAGACAAACAUCAGAGGCACAGCUUCAGGGUCUGGAGGAGAGACACCUCCAGCUUCUUGUCAGGCUCCUCAUCUCUCUGCAGCUGCAGAUGGUCAACAUCUCCACUGCUUGUCGCAAAGUGGACCAGAUGUUGCAACAUCUGGCAAAGGUGGACCAGCAGUUGGUUUUUAGAGAAACCCAUCAGUGUUUGCACUCCAUAGUCCAAACUGAGCAGGUGUUGUCUUAUGAGGAUCUGCAGAGAGUCUGUAUGUUCCUGGAAGACAGCACUGCUGGUCGUGAGGUGUGGCGAGAGUCAUUCCUGUCUUUGCUGAAUAAAGUGUCUGAGUUAUUCCUGGUUGUGUUGCAACAAGAGUCAGUGAGAGAUGGACCGCUGUGUUACAUUGCUGUCAAGGUGUGUUUGCAAAUAUUCCAGCUGUUGUCCAGUGAAGUGGCUCCUCUGGUAUGGGACAAGGAGCACAGGGACCCAACGGUGCAGAGGAUCCUGCAGGCUCUUAUGGACAUAAUACUUGGACAGUGCUGCAACAGGGACACUCGUCUCUUGGCAGGCACUGCUGUGGCCAUGCUGAUCAACACAGCGUCAGAGAGCAGAGCAGGAGAGGCUGCUGCCUGGAGUCUGCUACAGGUCUCUCACUCAGAGCCCUGGCUGCUGAGUGUUGGUGCUCUCCAGGUACAGUGUUGCCCAACAGUGAGGGACGGAGUGGACAGGCUAGCUGUGAGCAGGGGCCUCCUGACCUGCUGUCGACCUCACAUCUUGGUCAGUUCACACAGGGAUGCUACAAAGGUGUGUUUACUGCUGAAAGGUUUGUUUCCUGUGGUCUAUGCUCUGUGUGGGGAGAAGCUGGAUUGUCUCUACUUUGCCUUUGAAGCUUUAACACUGUGGCUGAAGAAAGUUAAAGAAUGUCUGGCCGAUAUCUGGAAGAUGACCGGCGAUCGCCUUCUGCCUGAUGACAGCAGCCUGCAGCAAGAGCUCAUUCACAUUAUCUGGACCAAUGCUGAAAGCCCAGUGGAAGGUGUGUCAGAAUUUGUGCGCAGUGCCUUUUCUCUCCUGCUGGACCUCUAUGAGAUGGACUGUGAGCACUUUGGUGACACAAAGAAGACUCUGUACUUUACUCAACUUCAGCGUAUAAUCAAACUACCCUGGGAAACCAAAGCCAAGUAUCAUCGCCUUCGUGCCCUGCUGCCAUAUCUGGGUACUGACAUGGUGCUGGAUCAAUAUGCGGAAAUACCCAAUCACCUCCUGAAGUGCUUGUCAACCAAUCACCUGUCACCAUGCGGCUCAGAGCUUUACAAGUGUCUGAUCCAGCAGCAGAGGCGAGAGCUGUGUGAUCGCUCACAAAAGUCCUCUUCACACACUGAGCUGGAAGUGGCCAAUCACUGGGCAAAGCAUUGGCGGCAUGUCCUUCAUGAGGCACUCACGUCUGAUGUGACUCUCCUACAGAACAACAGCUCGAUGCUCUUACUGCCCUGCACCUUUCAAGUCUUCCCCUCUGCUGUGGACCCUCUGCUGGCCUCUCUGGACCCAUUCGCCCCCGGCCACCUCCACGCCUGGGCCUGCAUCGUAGGCUCCUACCGAGCCACGACCGGAGGCUCUCCCUGGGCUCUGCAGGGGAGCUCAACCUUCAAAACCCUCCAGCUUGCUCUGGGAUCUGCAGAUGACAAAGUCCGUCUCGCUGCUCUUAAUCUCCUGUGCUGCAGCCCAAAGACAAAAGAUGUUCCGACCACAGAGGAGAUGUCGAUAAUGAGGGUGUUUAUUCCUCAGAACCUGAACUGUGAGUCGUCACCUUUUCGACAGCAUUUCCAGGCUGGAGUCAGGAGGUUUCUGGUUCGAAUCAGAGACGGCUGCUUGGCACGUGUCAGAGGACAGAAGGGCAAAAAUAAAAGGGACGACACCCACUCAGAGAGGGAGCGGGAUAUACUGGAGCAGGGAAUAGGGUUUGUUGAAUGGUUGGGUGAACUUCCAUACAGCUAUCUGGCCCCAGGACACAGUUAUCAGAGGAAGAAGACUGCGUUGCUGUUGCUGUCUGCCGUGCUGGAGACCUGCACAGACACCUGGAGCCCAGACAAAAAGAAGGGACAGCCUCCAGUGAAUAUGGGAUCUCUUAUUAACUAUGCCAGACAAAGAGGACAGUGGGAUUUCACAUGCAGGACCAAACAGCUGGUCCUCAUCAGCUGUUUAGAAGAUUCUACGAAUGAGAUUCGGGAGCUCUCCGCUGGGUUAUUAUUGAGGUUUUUCCCACCCAGUUUUCCAGAUGACAUUGCUGCAGUGUUACUCACACGAACCAAACAGCUUCUGUGCAGUCCUCGGGUGCAGGAGGCUCAAAUGGGAGCGCUGAUGAUGAAGGUCCUCCUUCAGAAAUCACAAGACCAGCCUGAGGACUUCGGGCCGAACAAUAACAGUGGAAGCAACACCAAAGCCUCCCACAUGGUCAGAUUCCUGGUGAAGGAGCUGGAGGAGCAUUAUCUAACAGCCAAGGCUGACAUGAUGCUUGCUGCCAGGACCAAGCCCAUACAUGGUGUUCUAAGUGCCCUCCAGAGGUGUUUGCUUGAUGCUCCCAGCAGUGUCUACGACACACUUGACCACAGUCUGACCAUGAAGGUACUGGUCCUGCUGGAGAAUAUGUCUCUGCUGCUGCUGGGUGUCCUGUAUGGAGACCAGGAUGCUUGUGCCACUGAAAAGGAUGCGCCCCCUUCUUUUUGUGACAUGGGUAACGCCAUCAGCUCUCUGAUAGCCCAGGAGUCUGGAGGAGGCGAUGGGGAUGGAGAGGAGUGUGUCCUUCUAUCUGAGGAGCACAGCCUCGUCCUCACCUGCUGCUGGGUCUCGCUCAAGGAAAUAGGAAUCUUUUUAGGUUCUCUGGUGGAGAAAAUUCUCACUGGAUCCAAACCUAGCAUGUGCCUCCUAACAAAAGACGAUCUAUGGAGAGCGUCAAAAGUGUUCAAGAAUAUUCUUCUCAAAUGUCGGCACUGGGGGGCGGUAGAGGGAUGCUGUGCAGGCUUCACCAAGUUCUGUGCCUCUCUGUUGAGCAGCAGUGAUCCAGAGCUUAGAGAUAUCCCAGCCAACAUGUUGAAACAAGGUUUGCAGGUGGUGCGGUCACCUCGCUCCACCUCUGUGACCCGGCGGGCUGCAGGAUUGCCUAUGCUCAUCCUCUGCGUUGUGUCAGCAGAAGAGGCCAGUAAAGCAAGACCACUGUUAGCCCACAGCAUGCAAACCUUACUGGAGACAGCCAGAACCCCUCUACCCGACAACUGGGACCAAACACUGGACCUGCCACAGGUGUGUGCGGUUCACACUCUGCAGGCCCUGGUUCGCGGUUCUGGUCUGGGAGUAGCUGUCCUUCACUUUGCUCCUGCUGUAGCCAUGUUGUCACUCACUCUGCUCAGUUCUCCUUGCUGGGCCAUGAGGAAUGCUGCCCUGCAACUUUACAGUUCUCUGUGCUCACGAAUGCUCGGCCAGCGGCCCAGCAGUGAGGAGGGAGGCCCUGCCCAGCACGGCAUGUCCCCACUUGCUUUCUUCAUCCACUACCCUGCACUCCAGCCCUUCCUCCUGGGCGAGCUGAGAGGGGCAGCACAAGACCUCCAGGGUCCACCCAAUGAGGCCAAGCUACACCUCCAACCAUCGCUCUUCCCCAUCCUGACCCUGUUAGCCCAACUCCAGCCUGGUGUCCAGGACUCAACAGAAACUUUGUCGGACUUCCUGCCUCCUUUGCUCCAGCUGUCUGCCAGCCCUAUUUACAGUGUGAGAGUGAUGGCCUCGAAGGCUUUGGUUGCCAUGACUCCCCCCUCAGAGUACAUGAACAUCCUCAUCAAACUGACGGCUCAACUGCCCCGUCCACAGGAGCGCUGCUGUCACAACCGGCUCCACGGACAGCUGCUGCAGAUCAAAGCUACCCUAGAGAGAGCGCUCUGCACUGUCAGUGUCCCUUCAGCUGACCUGUGUGAUGUGCUGCGCAGGGUGGAGGCCUCACUGUGGCUGGUGACUGAAGCUCAGCACUGCCCACUAGUGAGAGGGGCCUACCUCGGAGUGGUGGACUCACUAAGAAGACUCUGCUGUGAGACCUACCUGUCAAAGCUCAGUGACACCCUCAUGCAAGACCUCCAGACACCUCAACAGGAGCUUCAGAUCGGGUUGUCAUCCUUCCAUCAACAAGCCAUCCACUUCCUAUGUUCAGAUCUGAAAUGGGCCUGUCAAAUCUGGAACAACUUCUCUGCAGCAAGCCCUGAUCUGAGGCUCUCAUUGGUUACAUGGGUGGCGGAUGUGCGGGGCUCGCAGCAGACCGGUUUGAAAGAGGUGAUCCGGAGGGUGUUGCAGUCAAACCUGAGGGAGGCAUUGUUGAGCCACAGUUUGGAGUACCGCAGGACCUACAUCGGAGCUCUGGUGGCAGCGAUGGCCGGAGGUGAUUCUAUUUUACCCCAACAUCCUCCUCAGUGGGCCCCACUGGAGGAGCCAGUUCUGCCAGAGUGUCUGGAUUUGUUGCUUAGGGACCUUGAGGACCAGCGAGGGGGGCCAGAGUUUCUAUCCCAGGCUCUUUAUGCUGCCAGCCUGCUGCUUUCCCACAGCUCAGACUCCAGUUUAAAGUUAUCCAUGUUUGAGCGCUGGUGUAGCGUGUUGGAAUGCCACCGAUCCCCAGACGCUCCUGAAGUGCUCAGGAUGGCGUGUGCUGAAGCUCUGUGUGUGGCCGCAGCUCCUCUAAUGAGCCAAAGCGCUCUGCAUGCCACCAUGAUCAGGUUGAUCAACACGGGUCUGUACUUGCUGCAGGACCAAAGCCAGCAGGUGAGGUUAAAAGCAGCCUGUUUCACCUCCAUGCUGCACCAUGUGAGAAAAGGAGAAAGUCAGAGGAGCAUCUACUUUAUGCAGGUGAACCAGGCUCUGCCGCUCCUACUGGACCUGCUCCUGGAGGAAUGCUGGGAUACCCCAGGCACACUGGAGGUGUUGCUGUGUCACCUGCCUAAGCUGGAACUCAGAUCUGUGCUGAGAGAGGCCUCAGACACAGGGUGUUCCAGUCUGUAUGAGCAGGAUGAGGCCAAUGUGUUUGCAGAGCCCUCUGUGAUGUGUGCACAUGUGCUGCCUUACCUGCUGCAGAUGACUGAGAGAUACUCUGAAUCCUCUGCUGUGGCACAGAGCCUGAGUGUGUGGGCAGAGGAGAGUGCUGCACAGGUGCUAGACGGCCUUGCAGUCUGCAGAGAGCUCCAGCCAGCUGAUACUUUGACCCCAGCCUGGCUGGCUCUACUCAUCGACCCCCGUUUCCACUGCACCCUGUGUGGCCUGCUCACCAGGGCUGCCUUUCUCCUCCAGCUGUUGAAAACAUCUGAUAAUCUACGACACCUUUGUGAUCCUUCGGCAUUGCAAAUAAGUUUACAAGAAGUCUGUGGUGUGCUCAGUCCGAGAGGUGUCCAGUUUCCGUCUGUCGUAACAGCUGCUGUGGCUGGGGAGCUGCCACUGUGAUGCAAGGAGGGGCUUUUUCUGCACACUCAGUGAGCACAGUCUUUUGGGAUGAAAUUACCUGUGGGUAUUUCAAGAAUGCUUAUGACAUCUACGUGUGCAACGUUAGUCUUGACUUAAGUACUGCUGAUGCUGCAGUACACCAGCUGGCCAGGUUAUGUAAGAGCUCAGUGGCUGCAGUUACUAGUAUCCUUCAUCAUAUUACCCCCACAGAGAAGAAACCCUGUGGGCAUUGGGUGCCAUGUUCCUCACAGUGCUUUUAAAUAAGGGAUCAUAACAUAACAUUUUCUGGUGCUUUGUUCAGUUUUAUAAGCUUUUUUAUGCCGAGGUGCAGCCACCAAAAUAGCCUCAGGUCUGAUUUUAUGAUCACCAUUGCUUCAAGGCAAUAAUCCUCAGUCCCAGAGCAGUGCUCCUGUCCUCUAUUGUUCCAAGCAGUUUGUCAUGUCUCAGCAGCAACAGUAGCAGCGGUGAUGUAAUGCAAUAGCGUCUGGAGAAAUUGGCCGCUUGGUGCCUUGCAGGGGAAUAAAGUGUAUGUUUUGAUGGUCCAUUAGAGACCUUCUGCCUGGAUAAGUGUCCAUUUUCCCAACCACACGAGGGCUGAAGAUGAUUGACUGGAUCUGAUAGAAAGCUGUCGGUUGCUAUACGAGGGACCACACACACCAGAGCAGUCUUACAUCACCAGAUAUCCCACUGCUGUUGUUUGAGAGGCGCGGCUCUCAGUAUGAAACAAACACUGACACACAUGACUUUGUGCAAACUAUGGUUGAGCUUUGGUUAAAGGUCCAGUAUGUAGGAUUUAGGGGCAUCUUUUGGCAGAAAUGGUACAUAAUAAUCAUAAUAACUAUGUUUGUUUAUGAUCACCUGAAAAUACGAAUCGUUGCAUUUUCGUUACCUUAGAAUGAGACGUUCAUGUCUACAUAUGGAGCGGGUCCUCUGCAACAGAGUCCACCAUGUUGUUUCUGUUCUUCCAGAAUGGACAAACCACACACUCGGCUCAGUUUGCAUUUUCGCAUCAGCCACCAUAGUUCUACCACACGCUUGGGACACAAGAGAAGGUCCAGUUUUGCAACCUCACUGCUAGAUGCCUCUUAAUCCUACACACUGGACCAGAGCCCUGUGCAGGACUGGUUUCCUCAUCCCACUCCUGCCCGCUUCCGCUGAAUUUCUGACCAUUACCACCUGCUCCCGUGUGUCAGCUCCUGCCUGCACAUGCAAACAUUCUGACCAAACAUACCUUCACAGUAUCAAUAGAUGGAGUCUUCUGCCAUCCAGCAAAGUCUUAGGGGUGCUGUGAAACUGCGCUUACUUAAAGCAUCAAAAAAGUUUGUCUUUGGUGCGUUACAAUAGACAAACAAGAAAGGAUGGCAGAGGAGAUACCCGCACACCAAUGCAACUGGGCUGGACAGCCUCAAAAAGGUCCACAAGCUUUUUAUUCACUUGUUAUUAUUUUUGCACUUUCGAGCACCUUUAUUUUUGUGCACAGAUGUCUUAAGUAAAUUGACUAUUGGGGCAUCAGUGGCUUAGUGGAUAGGGCAGGCACCCCAUGUACAAUGGCACUGUCAUUGCUGCAGCGGCCCAGGUUCGACUCCAGCCUGCAGCCGUUUGCUGCGUGUCAUUGCCUCUCUCUCUCUCUCUCUCUCUCUCUCUCUCUCUCUCUCUCUCUCUCUCUCUCUCUCUCUCUCUCUCUCCCCCCCCCCUUUCACACUACACUGUCCUAUCCAUUAAAGGCAGAAACAAUAACAUAAAAUAAUAAAAUGAAAUAAACUGACCAUUUUUUGCAUCGAUCUCAGCCU
Epinephelus moara (kelp grouper) is the source of this 7457-nucleotide messenger RNA. RefSeq names its product thyroid adenoma-associated protein homolog. Lineage: Eukaryota; Metazoa; Chordata; Actinopteri; Perciformes; Serranidae. Gene Ontology annotation, cellular component: cytosol. Gene Ontology annotation, biological process: tRNA methylation. The record is from RefSeq and is a predicted model, not a curated record. The coding region runs from base 55 to 5667 and encodes 1870 amino acids. The transcript is spliced from 31 exons.